AUCGUGGGGCUGCUCCCACUACCGGGCCUCAGCAGCCACUGCCACCGCGCGCUGCCCAGCCACCCUGCUGGGACAGGGGAGCAGCAGCGCUGCGCAGCACUGCCGUCACACCCCGCAGUGCCUCAGUUUCCCCACCGCACACAGCAGCGCUGGGCCGGUCCCGCUGCAGCCCCCUCCCCACACACCACAGCCAGGCCGGGCCGCCGGCAUGCGCUCAGCCCGGAGGAAUGCACCAAAUCACUGCCAGAUGCGCGCGGCCCCCCGCCCGGCUGGGCCCCCCCCAAGCCGCCCCCAACCCUACAGCACCGGGGGGCCACGGCCGGCCCUGUGCCCCUAUGGGAUGCGUCCGCGGGGUGGGUGCCCACGUCCCCACGCGGGGUCAGGUGGGGUCGUGCUGUGCCCCCCGUCCCCAGUGCCCAUCACGGGCGCAGCGGAGCGGAAGCGGCUGUCAGAUGGAAUCUGGGUGCCGGCGGUGACAGCGCAGCAGGAGGGGACCGUGCCCAGCCACGUGGCUGCUUAUGUAAGGAGAGUGCAAGGGAGGACAGCGAGGCUCUGGGGACACCGGCGAGGGGACACGAGGCCCCCGCCAUGCCCGUGGGCACAGACACAGAGCACCGAGCGGGGGGACGUGGGCGCACGGCGGUGGGUGCCACGCUCCCUGCGCUGUCCCCAUCCCUGUGGCACUGCAAGGACAUCCCAAGAUGUGCCAGUUGGCACAGGUGGCCGCGGCCUUCUGCUCACAUCCCCUGUGCCAUCUUCAUGCAGUGCCAUGGGGGGGCCCACGGCAGCGCGGUGCCACCCGCAUCACAGCUGCGUCACUGCGGUCACACGCGGCCACCGCUUCCUUCCAGGCACCGCCACCGCCUGGGCUGCGUCACGGGCUGGGGGGGCACAUGGGGACACCCCCCCUCCAGAGGGUUUUGCCCCAGCCAGCCCCACAGCAUGGGGACAGCCGGGAAGCUGCAGAAUUAG
Messenger RNA from Phasianus colchicus (ring-necked pheasant), 972 nucleotides. The record is from RefSeq and is a predicted model, not a curated record. Lineage: Eukaryota; Metazoa; Chordata; Aves; Galliformes; Phasianidae.